UUAUUUGAGUAAGUGCAAAAUAAUUUUGGAAAACCGGAAAAAUGGUUGAACCGGCGGAGCAUUUCUUGAAGUAAAGAUUGGAAAUAAACCCCUGAAACCUAUCUAACAUCACCUCGUCCCACAAAGUGAUGCGCUGAACGCGCCCCUCACUUAUCAGCUCGUACACUUUUGGGCGAUUGUUGGGAUGUUGUUGCUUGCUGGUGAGCUAUUUUGAUCGCGCGAUACAGAGAACAGUAAUCAUUCCAUUGUCCCUCGCACACGCCGGUAAAGAUCAAGAAUGUCAAGCGACCAAAGUGCAAAUGUGGAGCUGAUAAAGAAACACAUCGGAGAGUACCCGGACUUCCCCAAAAAGGGCAUCCUCUUCAAGGACAUCUUCACGGCACUCCGGAAUGGGGAGGUGUGUAAGGCCAUCAAGAGCGUGCUGCUGGCGUACGUUCGCGAGAACUGUCCGGAUGUGCAGGUGAUCGUCGGACUGGAAGCACGCGGGUUUCUAUUCAGUUUACUGAUAGCGGCCGAACUAGGAAUUGCAUCGGUUCCGAUACGCAAGAAGGGUAAACUACCGGGAACGUGCGCACGCCAGGAAUACGUGCUGGAGUACGGAACGGAUGUGUUCGAGAUACAGCAAGGCAGCAUAACUCCCGGUCAAAAGGUGUUGAUCAUCGACGAUCUGUUGGCCACCGGUGGUACGAUGACGGCUGCGAACUUGCUGGUACAGCAGAUCGGAGGCAUCGUCGAAUGCAAUCUCGUCAUUCUAGAGCUGACGCAGCUCGGAGGAAGAAAGAAGUUGGAAGCCAGCGGAGCGACCGUACAUUCCUUUAUACAUUACGACGAUAUCGAGUAACAGUCUGGUCCGGGACUGGAUCCCUGUUUCACAGUUCUUCCUUCUUCGUCUCCAUCUCCCGCUGGAAAACACUCUCUUAACGGAAGCAGCUGAAGCAGAAAAAAGACCAAAAAUGUAAUUUAGCAUCCAAACCUCGCUCGCUAUUUGAGUUAGAACCAGCCGAUUUGCAUCCCAUUUAUUCAAGUCACAGCCAAUGAAGCUCAGGGCGCAGUAGGAGGAUCUUUUAUGAAAGCUUUACGAUGUUGUCUGUAUUGUUAUUUCCGCGGUGAAUAAACACCAUUUUAAAACUGCA
Anopheles darlingi is the source of this 1133-nucleotide messenger RNA. It is a transcript of the gene Aprt, whose product is annotated as adenine phosphoribosyltransferase. The coding region runs from base 278 to 841 and encodes 187 amino acids. Gene Ontology annotation, cellular component: cytoplasm. Gene Ontology annotation, biological process: AMP salvage; adenine salvage. Lineage: Eukaryota; Metazoa; Arthropoda; Insecta; Diptera; Culicidae. The record is from RefSeq and is a predicted model, not a curated record. Gene Ontology annotation, molecular function: adenine phosphoribosyltransferase activity; AMP binding; adenine binding. The transcript has 3 exons.